Molecule: messenger RNA, 654 nt
Organism: Aspergillus homomorphus CBS 101889
Lineage: Eukaryota; Fungi; Ascomycota; Eurotiomycetes; Eurotiales; Aspergillaceae
Product: Tim17/Tim22/Tim23/Pmp24 family protein
Exons: 6
Coding region: 1-654 (217 amino acids)
Cellular component (GO): peroxisomal membrane
Source: RefSeq, a predicted model, not a curated record
AUGGACGCCCUCACUGCUUCUCUGGAUGCUUUGAUCACUAAUCCCGAGCUUGCACCGCUUCUGUCUCUCCUGAAAGGCAUUCGCAAUGGUGCUGUUUACGGGGCCAAGGUCCGCUUUCCGCAUGCUCUGGUGAUGAUUCUACUUUUUCGUUCAGGAACCUUCCGUGAGAAAGCUAAGCUUGUCCUUAAAGCUACCAGACAACAUGCUCGGAAUUUGGCCACCUUUGCACUGAUAUACAAGGGUUCGAUGAUUCUGCUGCGCAAUAUUAAACCCGUUGCUGUGGGCAAAGAAGGACGAUACGAUAGCUUCUUUGCUGGGCUAUUGGGAGGCUAUGCAGUCUUCGGCCGGCAUAAGACUAGCAUCACUCAGCAGAUUGUGAUUUAUAUCUUUGCUCGUGUGGUACUUGCGCUAGCCAAACUCGCCAUUCGUCCGGGAAUGCACCCGCUUUCCCCUUUAAUCACUCCGCAAACGCGAGCUCAGAUGGAGAUCAAUGCUUGGCCGGUUUUUGCCAGCUUGUCCUGGGCAUUUGUCAUGUACAUCUUCCGCUGGCAUCCCGACACAUUGAUGUCAAGUCUUAGGAGUAGCAUGGUGUAUAUUUACGCCGACUCUGACCACUGGGACUCGUUCCGAAAUUUUCUGAUUCACAACAAAUAA